This is a messenger RNA of Gaeumannomyces tritici R3-111a-1, 2356 nucleotides long. RefSeq lists its product as hypothetical. The record is from RefSeq and is a predicted model, not a curated record. The coding region runs from base 93 to 2264 and encodes 723 amino acids. Gene Ontology annotation, cellular component: nucleus; cytoplasm. Gene Ontology annotation, molecular function: protein binding. The transcript has a single exon. Lineage: Eukaryota; Fungi; Ascomycota; Sordariomycetes; Magnaporthales; Magnaporthaceae.
CUGAUAUCAACCAGUCCAGGCCCGUUGUUAUCAGCAUCGCAUCUCACAACAAAUCCGUGUCUAGCAGUAAAACCAGACGACACAACCCGCCCAUGGAGCCCUCGCCCUCCCCCCGGCCCUUCUCGGCCGCCGCCGCCGCCUCCCGCUGUGAGGCCGUGGCCUCCCGCAUAGUCGCCACCUGCGCCGACAUGGACGAGACGCUGCGGGCCGGCGACGACGACGCCAACGCGCGGCCCUACCACCCGCAUCUGGCCCUGCUGGCCGAUGAGAUGCGUACCUUUGGCGCCGCCGCCGACGGCCUGACCGCCGCCGUGCCGCUGGCGGCCGUCAUCGCCCCCGCGCUGCAGGCCGCCCUAGCGCGCAGCCUCGACGAGGCCGAGACGGCCUGGGCCGUCGCCGAUAAGCAACUGCGUCGCCUGCGCGACUUGGACGCCUGCGCCUGUAGCCCCGACCCGGCCGUGCUCGAGGACUACGAAAUGCUGCUGCAGGCCGGCAUGGCCGCCUACGAGCUGUUCUGCGAGCUGCUGGACGUGCCCGACGCCGUGCGCCAAACGGCCGCGCUCAACGACGCGCCCGCCCGGCGUCUGCUGGCUAGCUUUUCCGAGACGUGUCAAGUCGUGCUGCGGCGGAGGGAGUUACUCGUCGCCAAGGACGCACACCCACAGGACAUACCCCCGCCUCCGGUAUCACCACUAUCGCCGUCGUCAUCAGCCGAGCCCAGCACCUCGCCUAGCACCUCGCCCACCGCCAUCGCCGGGCCGACAGUAAAGCUAACCAAGACCAAAAGCGGCGGCGUCGGCGGGGCUGGCUUCCUCAACGGGCUCUCGCAGUCGUUCCAGGCCAUGACGGCCAACUUCCGCUACAAGCCCGAGCCGCUCGUGUCGGCGCUGUGCCAGUCGGCGUCCCGCGGCGACCUGCAGCAGGUCAAGGGCUUCGUCGAGCAGGGCGCCAACGUCGACGGGCGCAACGAGCACAAGCGCACGCCGCUCAUCUGCGCCAUCGCCGAGCAGCACGCCGCCACGGCGCGGUGGCUGGUCGAGCAGGCCGGCGCCAACGUGCGCGCCAAGGACGGCGGCAGCAAGGGCAGGCCGCCGCUCUUCCACGCCGCCGCCGCCGGCAGCGCCGAGCUGGUGGCGCUGCUGCACGCGCGCGGCGCCGACGUCAACGAGCGCAGCAGCAUGGGGGAGCCGUACUUUAUGGGCGUCGUGCAGGGCGGGAACGCGGCCAUGGUGCGCAUGCUGCUCGAGCGCGGCUGCGACGCCAACACGCGCGACGUGCUGGGCCGCCCUGUGCUCAUCGAGGCCCUCGCCGCCGCCAACCUCGACCUCGCCGCCGCCCUGUUGACGCACCACGCCGACCCCAACGUCCGCGAACCCCUAACCACCCAAACCGCCCUCCACGUCGCCGCCGCCCACCAGAACCCGGAGCGCGUCGUCGACCUGGUGCGCCUCCUCCUCGACCACGGCGCCGACGCCAACGCGCGCGACGGCACGGGCGAGCCCCUCGUCCUGGCCGCCGCGGUCAAGGACCGGCGCGAGCUGUUCCGCCUCCUCAUCUCGCGCGGCGCCGACCCCAACGCGCGCGACAUCUACGGCCGCACCAUGCUGCAGCUCCUCGUGCGGCGGCGGCAGCAGCAGCAGCAGCAGCACAACAACAGCCUGGACCUCGUGCGCGCCCUGCUCGAGCACGGCGCCAGCCCGAACCAGCUGCUCGACUCGACCACUACGGGCGAUGGCGGCGAAACGCUGCUGCUGCACGCCGUGGGCGCGCGCGACCGCGCCUUUGCCGCCCUGCUGCUGCGCCACGGCGCCGACCCCAACGCGCGCGACCGCGACGGCCGCUCGCCGCUGAUGCAGGCCCUGCGCGGCGCCCAGCCCGACGCCGGCUCCAAUUCUGGUUCCGGCUUCGACGACCCGGACGCCAUGGUGCGCCUGCUGGUCGAGCACGGCGCCAACCCCAACGCCGAGGCGCUGUGCUCACCGCUGGACUUUGCCGCUGCUGCCGGUCGGGCCCAUGUGGUGCAGCUGCUGCGGUCACACGGCGCCGUGGCGGCCGCCGCCCCUGAUCCGCUGCUGUCCUCAUCGCCGUCUGCUGCUUCGCUGGUGCUGUCGCCCGCCAUCGGAGGGGGCCCCAGCCCGGGGGCGAGUCCGCGGCCGGCGUCGGCGGUGGCUGCGGCGCCGCGCAUGACGGUCGAGCCCGAAGAGGAGCUGCCGCCAGACUAUGACAGCAUAGAAGUGAGGAAGUCGGGGCCUGGUGUGGUCUAGUAGGAUAUUUUAAGGGGAGUGGGGAAGGCGUUUGGUUUGUUCCUUUUUUGAACUUGGUACUUCUCUCACAAAUAUAUCUCAUGUAAUCGACA